Pseudoliparis swirei is the source of this 5046-nucleotide messenger RNA. RefSeq names its product phosphodiesterase 10A (gene pde10a). Lineage: Eukaryota; Metazoa; Chordata; Actinopteri; Perciformes; Liparidae. Gene Ontology annotation, biological process: signal transduction; negative regulation of receptor guanylyl cyclase signaling pathway. The transcript has 22 exons. The coding region runs from base 277 to 2643 and encodes 788 amino acids. Gene Ontology annotation, molecular function: 3',5'-cGMP-stimulated cyclic-nucleotide phosphodiesterase activity; protein binding. The record is from RefSeq and is a predicted model, not a curated record.
UUGCUGCACAUCCACAGCGGAGCCACCACGCCGAGGAGGCGGGCCGACUGUAGCUACACCUCGGCCAGCGGUGCUGGGUCAUAGCGCUGGUGGAGGGGGGGCAGCACACUGCUCUUCUUGCCCUUCCAAAACCGUGCACAGCCUGAAGCAUUGAGGACACCAUCAGACCGACGCGUACUGGAAUAGUUUUGGUUUUUGCCGAGACGCACCAAGUUGCAGCUGCAGAGGCGCACUUUUCUCCGUGGCACCUCUCUCCUCCUGCGCUCACAAUCCGACAUGGAAGAUGGUCCGUCUUCAACAAGCUGUUUCAGAAGAUUAACGGACUGUUUCCUGGAUGCAAGCUUGACAGAUGAGAAAGUGAAGGCCUACCUUUCGCUUCACCCGCAGAUGCUGGAUGACUUUGUGUUGGAGAGCGUGAGUGCAGAGACGUUGGACAGAUGGCUGAAGAGGAAGACCAGCAGCAGGCCUGCAGAUGACACAUCAAAUAAAGAAGUCAGCAGGUACCAGGACACAAAUGUGCAGGGCGUGGUGUUUGAACUCAACAGCUACAUGGAGCAGCGCCUGGACACUGGAGGAGACAACAAACUCCUGCUCUAUGAGUUGUGCAGCAUCAUCAAAACAGCAACAAAAGCUGAUGGAUUUGAACUUUACUUCUUGGGAGAAUGCAACAAUAGUUUAUGUUUGUUCAAUCCAACGGGGGCCAAGGACGGCCCUCCAAGCCUCAUCCCCUCUGGCCCCAUCGCAUUUGGGACAACCGUUGCCGCUCAUGUUGCCAAGACUCACACAACACUGCUCAUAGAGGACAUCAUGGGGGACGAGCGCUUCCCCGACGGCACAGGGCAGGACUCAGGGAUCCAUGUUAACUCUGUCCUGUGCCUUCCCAUCAUCACUGCCAUCGGGGACCUCAUUGCCAUCCUGGAGCUGCAUCGGCAGUGGGGCAAAGAGCCCUUCAACCUUAGCCACCAGGAGGUUGCCACAGCUAAUUUAGCAUGGGCAUCAGUUGCCAUACAUAAAGUACAGGUGUGCCGAGACCUCGCCAAACAGACUGAGCUCAAUGACUUCCUACUAGAUGUGUCAAAAACAUACUUUGAUAACAUUGUGGCAAUAGAUUCUCUACUUGAACAUAUUAUGAUAUAUGCAAAAAACCUGGUGAAUGCGGACAGGUGCGCUCUCUUCCAGGUAGAUCACAACAACAAAGAACUGUACUCUGACCUGUUCGAUAUUGGGGAAGAGAAAGAAGGCAAACCUGUCUUUCGGAAAACCAAAGAAAUUAGGUUUUCUAUUGACAAGGGAAUAGCUGGCCAAGUGGCUCAGACAGGGGAAGUCUUAAAUAUCCCAGAUGCCUAUGCAGACCCCCGGUUCAACCGAGAGGUGGACCUCAAAACCGGCUACACCACGCGGAACAUCCUGUGCAUGCCCAUCGUGAGCAAGGGGACCGUUAUAGGUGUGGUGCAGAUGGUGAACAAGCUAAGCGGCAGUGCCUUCACUAAAACAGACGAGAACAACUUUAAGAUGUUUGCUGUCUUUUGUGCUCUGGCCUUACACUGUGCAAAUAUGUACCACAGGAUCCGGCACUCUGAAUGCAUUUACAGAGUGACGAUGGAAAAGCUGUCUUAUCACAGCAUCUGCACAUCAGAAGAAUGGAAGACCCUCACCCAGCUCAACCUCCCCACUCCCAUUUAUAAAGAGAUCGAAAUGUUCCAAUUUGACAUUAGCCCCUUUGAGGAGAUCUGGCCCGCUGUGUUUAUCUUCAUGGUUCAUAACUCGUGUGGAAAGACCAGCUUUGAGCUGGAGAAGCUGUGUCGGUUCACCAUGUCCGUACGGAAGAACUACCGCCGUGUUCCCUACCACAACUGGAAGCACGCAGUGACAGUGGCACAGUGUAUGUUCGCCAUCCUGCAGAAAACCUCUGGGAUGUUCACAGAGCUGGAGAAAAAAGGUCUGUUGAUCGCCUGCUUGUGCCAUGAUCUGGACCAUCGGGGUUACAGCAACUCAUACCUGCAGAAGUUUGACCAUCCUCUGGCUGCUCUGUACUCCAGCUCCACCAUGGAGCAGCACCACUUCUCUCAGACCGUCUCCAUCCUACAGCUAGAAGGGCACAAUAUUUUCUCCAACCUGAAUUCCAGCGAGUACGAGCAGGUGCUAGAAAUCAUCCGUAAGGCCAUCAUCGCCACGGACCUCGCCCUGUACUUCAACAACCACCAGCAGCUGACGGAGAUGCUGACCUCGAGUGUGCUGGACUUGAGCAACCACUCACACAGGGACCGUGUGAUUGGUCUGAUGAUGACAGCAUGUGACCUGUGUUCUGUUACCAAGCAAUGGCAAAUCACACGAAUCACAGCCAAUGACAUCUAUGCUGAGUUCUGGUCAGAGGGAGAUGAGAUGAAGAAGAUUGGGUUGCAGCCGAUCCCUAUGAUGGACAGAGAUAAGAAGGACGAGGUUCCCCAAGGCCAAGUGGGAUUCUACAAUGCUGUUGCAAUUCCAUGUUACACAACACUAGCGGAGCUUUUCCCUCCAUCCAGUCCUCUUCUGAAUGCCUGCAAGGAGAACCUGGGCCAGUGGGAGAAGAUAUCGCGGGGAGAGAUGCAGGACAUAGUGCCCAAACGGCUCUGUGAUUCAGACCCUGUCAAGGUGGACAACUGACUUGCUGGCCCACCAAAGGAAUACAACUAGAAUCCUGCUACCGACCUGGUACUUAGGAGGGGGGGGGGGGGGAGCCCACAUCCUGUGUUAGCAGGAGACGGAUCAGCUAAAGGCGACUGGACUUUGAAAACACACAGUUACCUCAUUGGGUGACGGAGGUGUCAACACUGACGGUUUCAUCGAUCCCAGAGACUGACAGACAGCCGAUGGGGAGGAGCUUCAACCCAUCGCUCAACAUCCACUCAGCUUGGGAAUGAAUUUGGUCGAAUGGAACAUGUGCCGUUUUGGUUAUGUUAUUUUUUGGCAGUUUUAUGUUAUGAUUCCUGUUUUUUUGUAUGAGCUGAUUCUUUAACGGUCUCGUAUUUGCAGAGGCCUUACUCUGAACCUUUCACAGGCUAGAAAUAUGUGAAAUAUUGUUGUUGGUUCAGGCUUUUUUUGAAAUGGUACUGUUUGCCUUCUGUGGUAGGUUUAUUGUACGCACACUACUUCACCAAGGUAUUUCCAGAGACAGAAGGAAUGUGAAGAGCAAAUGUAUGGUUUAAUUCCACCUUAAUGAGAAGGUGGAUGCCGGAAUGUUUUUUUUAUUACUUUUUGAGCAAAAAUCCUUUGCAGUACUUGAAUAAAAACAUACAGCCUAUUCUACGUGGAGAAAUCCACCACAGCAUAUUUUACAAAACCUGGAUGAACCGUGGCGAGAGGGUUUAGAUAGUGGGGCCACUUGUGAACAUAGUCACAAGAGAGUCACAAUGUUUCUCCCUGAAGUGGACCCCACAGCACUGCCCCGGGCCCCUCCUGGCAUUUAGGAACCUGCUGCAUAGUGCAUCCAUCUUUCUUCUGAUGAGCAGAACCUGAGCCCAGGUCAGCAGAAACAUUGCGUGCUGGAAGCAAGGAAGACGAAUAGCAUCAGUUAUAGUAUAGUUGUGUGCAGGCUUAUAGUAUUGUGAGCCGAUUGAACUUUUAUUGUCGCAACAUUUUUUCACACCACUAUCACGUCACAAAUUAUUUCAGGCAACAAUCUGGUUUCGCCUUUUUAAUCAGUAAUCAUUUCUACGACCAUGAAUAAAACACAAGUAAAAUGAGGAAGCUGCACAAGUUGGUUAAGGGUCCCGGAAGAUUCGAAAGAGUUCUUUGUUUGCAGUGACACAGCAAACGUUUUACAUGUGGACGACUUUAUGGAAUGAUGAGACAGCAGCCAGAUUCGCUACACAAGGUUACGGUAUGAAUUAAAUAAAUGGCGAGGGGUGGAAUAGAUCGCAGACGAUACAGUGAAAGUGAGUUGCCGUUUCAAAGUGUGAAACCUUUAUGACACUUUUUUGCUGAUGAUGCUCAGCAGCUCACCAGGCUCAACAGCGGUCAGCUUCAUAUUUUCACAUCAUGUCAAACCUUUUCAGCUAAAUGUGCAUCAUAUGUCUAUCUCUGGGAUUGCAACUCAAGAAUGCUAGGUUGACUUUCUGCAAGUGUGUCACAGAAGUUCCCCUCAUUUCCAUGGCCUGCCCUCCGUCACGCUCACUCCCCGACGCCAUGCAAGGGGGGAACAUUUGGACUUGUUCAAAAGAGUUUCCGAGAUCUUCCAAAAGACAAUUAUUUUCAGUCUGAAACCGUCAUUCGAAUGGACAUUGUCCCUCCGAGACUGAAAUUACCGCUCAAAGAAUUUGUUUUACAAUUGGUACUGUGGCUCCCAAAUGGUGUGAAUGUGCAUUCUGAUGAAUGAUUUGUUGAUGGCAGAUCCUCGAUGGUGGCAUGUGGGUCAGUGCGCCAUCAGUUUUCAUGAUGUGCUGUCUUACUUUUUAGAAUUACUUCCAGUAAGCUUCAACCAAGAGCAACAAUUAGCAUGCACCUCAACUGAACUUGAUAUCUAACUUUGCAGAAUACGGUAGUACGUGUAUAUUGUGUGCAAUCUAGGAAUUAGUUUGUACGGAUUGAAACGUAUGCUCUAAUGGCGCUAAACUGAAAGGCAGAUGUGCACUUUCAGACUGUGCGCUCGUGUGUGUGUGGGGGGGGGGGGGGGGGGGGAGAGAACAGCCCCUACCACUCCAACCCCACCUGAGAACAUUGAUAAGUCCAUAACACUGCACUGUCCCUUCUACUUCUCCGCACGAGUUAUAUGUCAUUGUCUGCACUAUGUUUGGCUUAUGAUCUUUAUCAUUAUUAUUAUUAUUGAUGAUUAUUAUUAUUGCUAUUAUUACUAUUGUUAUUUUCUUAAUUAGAGUUCAAUUUAAAUUAACUUAUAUUUUUUAUACAAAGAGAAAUAAUGUUGGUCUUUUUGUUUUGUACAAAUUAAACAUUAAGAUAAACAAAACGGUCCAGACAAGUUACUGUUACCCAUAAUAAUUGCGGAAUGUCUCAACUGUAAACGUAAGAGCAGUAGCCCAAAUUACUUUUAUUAAAUACCUGGAAAAUACA